AUGUCUCGCUGCAAGGCUUGCGACGAGCCUUUGGUCCUAGGCGUCGAUGACGAUCAAGGUGACGACGCCUCGCCAGACACGGUGCCCGACGACCUGCAACUCGGCUGCGGGUGUCACUUUCACUGGGAAUGCCUGAUGGAAGAGGCCUCGGCUGUUGCUCUGUCGCUCAAAUGCCCCAGCUGCGAGUCCUUCCUGGCCGUCAACCGGGCAGGGCCAUCAUCCACCAACCCGUUCCUGCAGUCGGCCUCUGGCACGCCCAUUCUGGCGCGAUACAACAACGAGGGCGGCGUCCAGGAGCAGCUCGACAUUUUCCCUUCCAUUACGGAGGAGGCGUAUCUUCAGAACAACCCGGAAGCACGGCCUGCGCGGGCGCUCCACAUCAUGUGCUCCGAGGGUGACGUGAACGGCGUUGUCGAGCUCCUGCAACGUACGCAGGACCAAGUGAGCGACGUGGCCUCCCUGGUGCGCUACCAGGAUCCGCUGGCCGAGAUGAAGAGCGGGCUUCAUCUUGCCGUGGAGAAGGGGCACGAGGAAGUUGUAUGGCUCCUCCUCUGGCUGUCAUCAACGAUGGCAACCGAGUCAUUCCCCAUGCCGGCUCGCAACGCCGCCGAGUCCAUGGGGCUCGGACGUCUGAGUGUCCAGUCUGACGGCGAUAUCCGCGGCCUGCAGGACGGCCGGGGUCGCACGGCCGAGCACAUUGCCCAAGAGAGGCCCGGGUCGUGGUCCGCAAUUCUCCAGGUCGGGGCAUUAUCACCUUGA
Molecule: messenger RNA, 759 nt
Organism: Hirsutella rhossiliensis
Lineage: Eukaryota; Fungi; Ascomycota; Sordariomycetes; Hypocreales; Ophiocordycipitaceae
Product: zinc finger domain-containing protein
Exons: 2
Coding region: 1-759 (252 amino acids)
Source: RefSeq, a predicted model, not a curated record